This is a messenger RNA of Amborella trichopoda, 1382 nucleotides long. Its product is annotated as Pollen Ole e 1 allergen and extensin family protein. NCBI's taxonomy places the organism in Eukaryota, Viridiplantae, Streptophyta, Magnoliopsida, Amborellales, Amborellaceae. The record is from RefSeq and is a predicted model, not a curated record.
UCCAGCAACCAACAACCCUGCCUGCCAGCGCCCCAAUUUCACCUUUUCCCCAUUUGAAGUUCAGACUUGAGAGCCAUUUUCUCUCUCUAAACUCUUUCAGUAACAACAGUGGAGUCCCUGCACUGUCUAUAUAGACGCAUCAGUUGUUGUACUAAGAGGAGGGCAUUCCUUGCAUUUUCUCUCUCUAAAAUUAUUCAGUUGUUGAAGCAACACCAGGUGACCUGCAAUUUCUCUCUCUAAACUCAAUGAGAAUGUAUAGACUGUGGUUAGUGGUGGGGGUCGUGGUGGUGGUUGGUGCAAUGGUGGAAGAGGCGGCAGCAGACACUAUGGUUUCAGGCACUGUCUUCUGUGAUGCGUGCAAAGACGGACAGAGGAGCUCCUUCGACUAUCCGCUCUCUGGAGCAAAGGUGGCUGUAGCCUGCGCUGGAAAUGACGGUCAGGUCACUGUAUGGAAGGAGGAGAGCACCAACUGGUUUGGCAACUAUGGCAUGCGAUUCGAGGGCUCCCCGGACUUGAGCCGGUGCUUCGCACAGGUCGUGGCUAAUCCCCAGGGUUCCAAUUGCGGGAUCACCGGGGGUCCUGCUCGUGGCCUGAAUCUAGUCUUCGACAUGUUCGGUAUGGAAAUGUAUGUUGUCGACUCACUGCUUUCACAACCUUCCCAACCAAUGGCGUUUUGCCCUAAGUCUAACACCCCAUCCCCACCUUCGCUUCCUUCGCCGCCUUCACCGCCUACCAUGCAUCCUAUGCCCUUUUUCCAAGCCUCUGCUUGUUCUUCUGAAUACUGGCUGAUGCCGGAAUACCGGUGUUACUGGAAGGUGGUGGGCCCUGGGACCAAAGUGGCUGUGGCAUUCGGCCCAGCAGCUGCUCAAAAGUACGGGACCGACUUGCCUCUAUAUGAAGCCCUCCAAGGCCGAGGGGACCUCUACAGGACUCUGCUCAGAGAGGCAACGACCGCGCUCCUCAACUCCUACAACAGUCUGCAAUUUGGGUACCCCACGCUCACAGUGGUUGGGAACAUGAAUUGGGCCUUACAGGCUUCUCCCCAGGAGGCGCUUAGGCAAGCCAUGAGGUUCAAGAGGGCAAAUGCAGGCACACCUGAAACACCAUGUAGGUUCACACCCUGCAAUUGAUCAUCAGUUGCUCAUUCCUACAUAUGGGUUUGGUAUCAGUAUUUGUGUUUAUUUGUGUUUGGUCAUUAUAUGUGUAUUAGAUUGGUCCACUGAAUAGUAGUCCACAUAUGAGAUUCUAUGUAUAUUGUGUUAUAAUUGAGUACUUGUGGGAAUUGGUGUUUUGGUUGAGUGUAGGCCAGUUGGGUGUUCUUUUGGGCUAAAGAUGAACCAGUUGGGUAUUCUUUUGGGCUAAAGAUGAAUCAUAAGCAUUAA